Messenger RNA from Ascochyta rabiei, 1260 nucleotides. RefSeq lists its product as uncharacterized. The transcript has 4 exons. The coding region runs from base 1 to 1260 and encodes 419 amino acids. The record is from RefSeq and is a predicted model, not a curated record. Gene Ontology annotation, cellular component: actin cortical patch. Gene Ontology annotation, biological process: actin filament bundle assembly; actin cortical patch localization. Gene Ontology annotation, molecular function: phosphatidylinositol binding; actin filament binding. NCBI's taxonomy places the organism in Eukaryota, Fungi, Ascomycota, Dothideomycetes, Pleosporales, Didymellaceae.
AUGGGUUUCAGUCUCAACAACCCGCUGCCCUCGUCCAUGAGGAGCGAGUGCAGGAAAACGGGCAAGAUUCUGGCGUCGUUUGUCGACCCGCGACAGUCGUUCGGACCGGACAAGAUCAUCCCGCCGUCUGUCCUUGCCAAUGCAAAGGGCCUCGCCAUCCUUACGGUUUUCAAAGCCGGCUUCCUCGGCACCGCGCGAUUCGGCUCCGGUGUCGUCGUUGCACGCCUCGCGGACGGAUCAUGGUCGGCGCCCUCGGCCAUCGGCACAAUUGGCGGCGGCUUCGGCGGACAGAUUGGCUUCGAGCUGACCGACUUUGUCUUUAUCUUGAACGACGCCUCAGCAGUGCGCACGUUCGCCCAGGCCGGUUCGCUGACGCUGGGCGGCAACGUCUCCAUUGCCGCAGGUCCCGUCGGUCGCAAUGCGGAAGCCGCCGGAGUCGCGAGUCUGAAGGGCGUGGCAGGCGUCUUCAGCUACAGCAAGACGAAGGGGCUGUUCGCGGGUGUCAGUCUGGAAGGCAGUGGUCUGAUCGAGAGGCGAGACGCAAAUGAGAAGCUGUACGGGCGGAGAUGGACCGCCCGAGAGCUUCUGAGCGGCCAGGUUCCCCCACCACCGGCCGCCGAACCGCUUCUGCGCGUGCUCAACUCGCGAAUCUUCUCUGGCGUCGGCGGCGCGGCGGCAGCAGACGACAGAAUGUACAAUGACAUUCCCGUCUACGACGACUCGCACGACAAUGUCGUCUGGCAGGGCCGCCGCGGCUCCGCCAUGGGCGAGGGCGUGCGACGGGACCGCACCGGCUCGCUUGGUCAGGGCAGCCAAGCUGGUGCCGACGAGUACGAAUACCGCGACCGCCCUCAGCGCUCGUCGACGUGGGCGGAUGAUGUGUACGACCGGCAGCCCAACACCGGAGGCGGCCUCGACCGCUCCUUCUCCACGCGCGCGAAUCCCACCGAGACGUUUGACACCAUGCAGAGCCGCAGCCGUUCGUCGACGUUCGGCGAUGACUAUGCGUACAGCGACCGCGCGAAGCCUGGGAGACCGUCGGCACCGAAGCCCGUGUUUGGACAGAAGAAGGCCACCCUAGGCGCUGACCAGGCAAUUGCAAAGUUCACAUUCGACCCAGACCAGCCUGGUGAUCUCGGCUUCAAGAAGGGCGAAGUCAUCACGAUCCUGAAAAGAACAGACAACGAGACAGAUUGGUGGACUGGACGAGUGGGUGACAGGGAGGGCAUUUUCCCAAGCAACUACGUCGAGACGGUAUAA